CAGUCGGCGUCGGGACGCGAGUCAUUUCGCGCGGCCUACUUUUUUUUCGCGAGCCUUGAAAAGAAGGAGCGCACCUUGACAUUUUUCGGGAUUUCCUCGAAACGUGUCUGGAUAGAAUUCUGCCGGUUAAACAAUACGUGAAACAUUCAAGGACAAUCGGAUGCUGUUCCGGCGAUAAUUCUUCUGCUCUUGUGAUUCUCAAUGAAAAGCAGUAAAGAGACGUGAGAUGAAAUUUGACUAACCCGUGAGAAUGAAGCCGCACGAUCAUGGAAUCGUCGUGGGGAACGGUGAACACAUGACGAUUUCUCGGCUAAGGCGGUCCUGGUCUGAAAAGGAUUGCCUGAUUGUCGACUUUUUGGAGUAUCUGUAUGGGCACCGAGAUGUUCCAGGACCGAUUACUAGCGAACCGGUGGUGGUUGAUGGUGGAAGAAAUUGGCUGUCUUUAAGUUGGGGAAAGGCUGAAAGAAGAGGGCCAGUGCCUGUCAUUGCUUACAGGGUUGACGCUUGGAUGCUCGGCAGCGACGGUGGUGCACGAUGGGUCGAGCUCGGUAUGACGCCGAUAAACGCGUUCGACGCGUUCAAUUUGAAACCGGGUGGCGAGUACAAGUUCCAAGUGACGCCAAGGAAUCGCUACGGAUGGGGCGAGUCGGUCACUAUGACGAAUCCUGUCAGGGUCAGCGAGACUGUCGAUCUUCCGGAGUUCACUAAGAUUUUACCAGGUCAGCUCAAGGUCCUCGAGGGGUCCACAGUCAAAUUGGAAUGCGAGAUUCGAACUGAUUCGCACGUGGAUAUAAAAUGGUACUACGAGUCAACGGAAAUAGACGUUGACGGUGAUACCAGGUGGUUGAUAUCUCGUAAUGGGUCCAAAUGUUGUCUUACGAUCGGAAAAGUUCAGGAAAUUGAUAGUGGCCGAUAUGUUUGCGAGGCUGGAAACUCGAUUGGGAAAGUUUCAUCGUUCGCCAGGGUGCUCGUCGUCGACGAUCCAAAGAUCAUCGAGGCUGACGAGAAACUUAAAUCCAAAGAAGAGACUGAAGACAGGCCACCGGAGUUCACGAUGAGAAUUCGUGACAGAAGGGUUCAGCAAUCAUACCCCGUGAGGCUCACGUGCCAAGUAAUGGGACAUCCAACCCCGGAAAUCACUUGGUUCAAGGAUGGGAAGGAAAUUCAUCAAGAUGAACGUCACGCGUUUUGGGACAACGAUUCCAAUUUCUACACCUUGGAGAUCAUUCAAGCGAUGCUGGAAGACUCUGGCUGUUACAUGGUAACUGCUAGGAACGUGAACGGAUCGGUGUCGUGUCGCUGUAUCCUGGUUGUGGACAAAGGAAUUCGUGCCUACAUAGCGCCGGAAUUCUUACAUGGCCUCGACCCUGCUUACACAGUCAAAGUGGGCGGUGAUUGCAGAAUGACUGCCCAAAUAGAAGCAUAUCCUAGCGUUGGCAUAGUAUGGCAUCGAGACGGGAUUCGACUGCGACCAAGCAGGAGAACAGUGAUGACUUUGAAUCACGAUGGCACCGUUGAAUUAUCUUUGGCGAGAAUCACUCCAAGGGACGCCGGCACUUAUUGUUGCACUGCCACGAACGAAGUUGGCUGCACCGAGACCUCGACGAGGGUGUCUAUUGUUGACAGUGACACGCAAGAGGAAAUAUCAACCGACGGUGUGCCAACCGUGACGGUCGCUUCAACGCCGGACAUACCAUACUCGAAGGAACCUCUUUUCGUCACGAAACCCUUGUCCACGGAAGCACUCGAGGGUGACACUGUCAUCAUAUCUUGCGAGGUGGUCGGCGAUCCUAAACCGGAAGUAAUUUGGCUGCGCGAUUUCUUGAAGGUAAACAUUCUACAAUUUUCACAAAUAUUAUACAUGCUAUUAUAA
Messenger RNA from Ceratina calcarata, 1873 nucleotides. Its product is annotated as myosin light chain kinase, smooth muscle-like. The coding region runs from base 251 to 1873 and encodes 540 amino acids. The transcript is spliced from 8 exons. NCBI's taxonomy places the organism in Eukaryota, Metazoa, Arthropoda, Insecta, Hymenoptera, Apidae. Gene Ontology annotation, molecular function: protein binding. The record is from RefSeq and is a predicted model, not a curated record.